GGAGGAGGAGGCGGUCCCGCCGCUUGUUGGCUUUGUCACAUCGCGGCUGCCCGCGGGAGCUUUCGGCAUGCAUCCCUCGCCCUGCGCCGAGGAGGCGGGAGAUGCCCCCGCGGUUGACAUUGUGGACAUCUAUGAAUCCAUACGUGAGCGGCAGCGUCAUGAUAGUGAAAGGUCUACCUGUAGCGCUUUGGAACAGAAUGACAUAGAAGCUGUUGAGGCACUUGUCUGUAUGAGUUCCUGGGGUCAAAGAUCACAGAAAGGUGACCUAUUAAAAAUAAGACCUCUUACACCUGUAUCAGAUUCAGGUGACUUUGCAAUGCACACUGAGCCUACGUCUGAGCUGCCCAAGGACUAUAACUUUUUAUCUACGCUGUGUAUGACUCCACCAUACAGUCCAGAUUUUGCUGAGCCAUCCACAUCAGUGCUGCCCUCCUCCCAAGUCACAUAUUCAAAACCGAGGACUAUAAUGGCUAAUGCACCUGCCGGCCUUGUCACUCCUCCUGGCUGUGCUCCUGCUGCAGCCCAGCCACCUGCCCUGAACGCGGAGAGGCAGUCUAGCCAGAAGCCAAGGGCUGACCAACCCGUUCCUCCGCUCUGCAGGGCCAUGGCAACCAGCGUGAUCCGUCACACGGGGGACAGUUUUGCUUACUCUCGCAUUUCUGCCAGGCAAGAGAAAGCAGGAAUGGUAUCAGGCAACAGCAGUUCCAUAGAUCAGCAUGAGGCCCGGGACCAGAGACGCUUGCGAGUCUUACAGGAUUCCAGUGUUGCUGACGCCUUAAUUUAUGACCCUUCACCAGUCAACGAAUCUUGUUUGCACAGGUCAAGCUGUAACACCACAGGGAAAGGGCAGGAAAUGCCACAGACUUCUAUCCCAAAGAACUGUGAAAAGGAUAUACAGCAAAAGAGCCCCCCGCUUCUACCCACCCCACUGUCAAAUCCCCAGGUGAUCUGCCAAAUGAUCCCUUUGGACAGACACAGAGGUAUGGUUCCUGCCUUUCUAAAGCCCUCUACUCAGAUGGCAUCCGCAGUCAAACCCAUCUUGCCCCACACAGCCCCAGUUUCCCAGCCUCUUCUAAUGGGACCUUCCAUGCCUCAGGGGACUGUUAUGUUGGUUCUUCCACAGGCGGCUGUCGCUCAGGCACCACCGUGCCCACAAACGGUGUUGUCUGUUGGGAACACCAAACUCUUGCCCUUGGCUCCUGCUCCAGUUUUCAUUGCCUCUGGUCAAAGCAGUGCACCUUUAAUAGACUUCUCCCGGAGAAGAAAUUACGUUUGCAACUUUCCAGGCUGCAGGAAAACCUACUUCAAAAGCUCUCAUCUCAAAGCCCACCUCCGUACGCACACUGGAGAAAAACCUUUCACUUGCAGCUGGGAAGGCUGUGAUAAAAAAUUUGCGCGAUCCGAUGAACUUUCUCGACACCGCAGAACACACACGGGGGAGAAGAAAUUUGCCUGUCCGGUCUGUGACCGCCGCUUCAUGCGCAGUGAUCAUUUGACAAAACACGCCCGCCGCCACAUGACCACAAAGAAGGUGCCCAACUGGCAGACGGAAGUUGGCAAACUGAACAGAAUUGCGACAGUGGAGAAACCUAGAGGCGAGGGUGCUUUGAGCAUGCUUCUGCCUAUGCUGUCUUCAGGUUAAUAGGUCUGUUUGU
This is a messenger RNA of Euleptes europaea (tarantolino), 1655 nucleotides long. It is a transcript of the gene KLF11, whose product is annotated as KLF transcription factor 11. Bases 68 to 1642 code for a protein of 524 amino acids. Gene Ontology annotation, molecular function: DNA-binding transcription factor activity, RNA polymerase II-specific; RNA polymerase II cis-regulatory region sequence-specific DNA binding. NCBI's taxonomy places the organism in Eukaryota, Metazoa, Chordata, Lepidosauria, Squamata, Sphaerodactylidae. Gene Ontology annotation, biological process: regulation of transcription by RNA polymerase II. The transcript is spliced from 4 exons. The record is from RefSeq and is a predicted model, not a curated record.